This is a messenger RNA of Plasmodium adleri (nom. inval.), 3291 nucleotides long. RefSeq names its product conserved Plasmodium protein, unknown function. The coding region runs from base 1 to 3291 and encodes 1096 amino acids. The transcript has a single exon. Lineage: Eukaryota; Apicomplexa; Aconoidasida; Haemosporida; Plasmodiidae. The record is from RefSeq and is a predicted model, not a curated record.
AUGAAGAGGAAGAGUAUCCAUUUAUUUUUUUAUAUGGUCAUACUAUCAUUCAUUUUAUAUAAUAAAAUUAUAAACGUCUUGAACUCUCCAAUUAAUAAUUGUAAAAAUAAAAAUGAUGAUUUGAAUUUAAAGAGAGGAAAUGAUGAAGAUAGUAAUAGUCGAAUGAGUACAUCUACUGCUGUGUUUUAUUUGUCAGAUGAAAGGAUAUAUAUUAAUGAACAGCAUUUUACUAAUAUUAAAAUACUUCAAAAUAUAUUUAUGGAACGCAUAAAAUCUUAUGAAUAUAAAAAAGAAUUAGAUAAAUUAGGAUUAUUAAAUAUAAAAACAUUAUUAUAUGAAGAUUUUAAACAAGAAAUAUAUAAUAGUAUGAAAUUAAUAUUUCAAUUUAUUAAGCAGAAUUUUUAUUAUUUAUGUAAAUAUAUAAAUGAAGAGAAGAGAAGAAAUAAUAUAUCAGGAAAUGAUUAUUUAUCAGAUAAUGAAAUAUUUUCAAUAAUAAAAAAUAAAGUUAUGAAUACAAAUGUAGAAAAAAAUAAAAAAUAUCUUGAUUUAUUAAAUUAUUUAAUAAAAUUAAAAAGAAUAUUUAAUAUAUCUUUUUCAAUGAACUUAGAAAAAGAGUUAAGACCAAUUAUAUUAAUAACUCGUGUUAAUCUUGAUAAUAAUUCUGUACAUAUUAAUAUAAAUAAUAAUAUGUCAGAAGAAUCUAUUGAUGAAAUGAAAAAAGAGGGAUCAUUAAAAAAAGAUAAAUCUGUAGAAGAAAUAUCUAAAAGUAUUUUUAAUCCAAUAAAAACAAAUAGUUUAUUUGUUAAAAUAUCUAAUACAUUUAAAUGGCCAUUGAGUUUUUAUAGAAAUUUAUGUUAUAAAAAUAAUUAUAAAGCAGCUUCAGAAAAUUGGGUUAGCUAUUUUUAUGAUCAUAAUGAAACCCUAUGUCAUGUAGAAACAUGUGGUACAGGUGAUUGUUUAUUUCUAUCAUUAAAAUAUUUAUUAGAAAAUAAUGGUAUUAAAAAAAAUAAUUUAGUUGUAAAUAAAAAUGUAAGAGAAAGUAAAUUCAUUCCAUGGUAUAUUGAAAAGGUCAAACAAUCAAAUAAAGUAAAUUAUGAAGUAACUGAUUUGAGAUAUAUAACUACAUUUUAUGUUAUUAAAUAUUUUCCAGGAUAUUCCUCUGAUACAGAUAUAGAUGAGAAUCAUAUAAAAGACAAGUUAGAUUUGCUUAUAAAUUUAGAGUUAACUAAUUAUUAUUUAGAAAAGGAUUUAAUGUAUCAGAUGAUGAAGAAUAAAGGCUCCACAGAGAAUCUGCAGGGUAUUUUGAAAGAAACUGAUGAAAAAGAAGAGAAUAUUGAAGAAAUUGAUGAAACGGAAUAUGAGGAUAAAAAUAUAACAGAAGAUACACGUGAUGAUAAGGAUCACAUAAAAAAUAACAACAACAACAACAAUAAUAAUAAUAAUAAUAAUAAUAAUAAUAACUAUAUUAGUGGUGAUGAUGAUGUUACAGGUCGUUAUAAUAAUGAUGCAAACACAAACAAUAACAAUGACGAAGAAAAAGAUUUAAUUAAUUUUAAUGAUGAUCCUAAUGAUAUAACAAAUUCUAAUGAAGAAGUACAAGAAAAUAGAGAAUAUUCUAAUUCAAGUAAUAAUUAUGUUAUUGAAAAAGAAAACGCUUAUGAUCCAUAUGAAAGCUUUAGCAGUUUUAGUAGCUCCAGCAGUGAUGACGAUAAAACAUAUGAAAGUAAAAAUAACGCCUCUGUUUCUUCUUCAAAAAAAAGUAAUAAUGGAGAUGUGGAUUCAUCACUACUUACAAAAGAAGAUAAUGAUGGUAGUUCUAAUAAUAAUGAUAUAAAUAAAAAUAAGGAAAAUAAUUUUAAUAGUGAUGAAAAUUUUAAACCUAUAUAUGAUUUAUAUAGUAAUAAUGAAAUUACAAUAUAUAAAGUAAAUAAUAAUGAUGGAUCUAAAGGAUUGAAGGAAACUAGAAGAUACAAGAGUGAACCACAUUAUAGAAUUGUUUAUAGGAAUAAUAAUUCAUCAAAUACUUCUAAUAAUUAUAUAUCACCACAUUUUAAGAAUGAAGAAAAUAUUGAUAAAAAUAAUAAAAGUGUUACAUUAAGUAAUAAUGAAAAUAAUAACAAUAACGGUGAUGAAAAAAAAAAAAAUAGUAUUAAUAAUAAUAAUGUAGAAGACAAGAAAGAACUUUAUGAUAAUGAAUCUAAUAAUAAGUCUAUAAACGAAGGUGCAAAAAAGAAAACUACUAAACAACAAGGUAUUAUUAAUUAUUAUGAAAAAGAUAGAAGUAUUAAUAAUAAUUCUAGAUCCAAGUCCUUAUCUGCUAAAGGAAAUAAAUUAAGUGGUAAUGAAAAGAAUAAUGAUAAGAAUUUUAAUAAGGAUAGUCGUAAAGAUAAUAAUAAUAAUAAUGUUUCCAUUAUUGAUAAUGAAAAAGAAAAAAGUGGUAGCUCAAAUAAAAGUAUAUUUCAAAAAAUAAAAAGUAUGUAUUAUGAUAAUCAUGAUGAUACAGAUGAUUAUGCAGAUAUAUUAGAUGAAGUACAUGAUGAUGGAUAUAGAUUAUAUGAAUUAAUUUUUAUAAAAUUAGUAUCAUUAUCAAAAAAUAAAUUAAAAUUAAAUGAAUUAAUGAAAUUAUCAAAGAAUGAUUUAAAAAAAUUACAAGGAACAAAUCAUAAAGUAAAGGUUAUUGCUUCACAUAUGUUUAGUAAGAAAUUAUCAGAAGGUAGUGUACUACCAUUUUAUUCAUUUCUUAAUAUAAAAAAUAAAUUAAAUAAUCCAUUUAGUGAUAUGGAUUUUAGUAAUAAAGAUUAUUAUGUAGUGGUUAUGAAAACAUCAUUUAAUAAAGAUAUUAAAAGAAAAAAAGAUGGAUUAGUAACUCGAAGUUUAUUAUUAAAUCAUAGAGGUGAUUGUAUAUCCUACUGGUCUAUAAAAAAUAAUGAUUUUCAUUUUACAUGUGAUAAUAAAGUAAUUCAAACCAAAACUUUUAAAGAAAAAGCAUCAGCAUUUUUUUAUGAACGUACUAGAUUAGGACAUGUACACUGGGGAGAUGAAACUGAUUAUGAUGCUUUUCAAAAAAUGUUUAAUAUUGGUCUUAUAACAUUUAUGAAUAAUAAUACAAAAUUUUUCUUCUCUAAAAGUACUUUUAAAGAAUAUCCAAUGCAUCUCCUCAUCUAUUUUUAUUCAGGUAUUCACUUUGAACCGGGAGUGCAUGUAGUCUUAAAAGGAAAAAAUGAAACAUGUCAUUCUUCAUAUAAGACAGGUGAUAUACCUAACUCUUUUAUGGAGAUACCAGAGAAAUAA